Nicotiana tabacum (common tobacco) is the source of this 2234-nucleotide messenger RNA. The record is from RefSeq and is a predicted model, not a curated record. Lineage: Eukaryota; Viridiplantae; Streptophyta; Magnoliopsida; Solanales; Solanaceae.
GAACUGAUGCUUGCUGUGUGGAUUGGUACACAAGCUGACGAAGCAUUCCCUGAUGCUUUCCAUACAGAUGUAGCUAGUCCAAUAGAUAUGUCAGUGCCCUCCUCACAAAUCCGCGGAAAAGUGUAUCAUUCUCCUAGGCUGUGGUAUGUUCGUGUCAAUGUUAUUGAAGCACAGGACUUAGUUGUGUCAGAGAAAAACCAUUUUCCUGAUGUCUAUGUGAAGGCUCAUAUUGGUAACCAGGUGCUGAAGACAAAACCAAUUAGAACUCAAACAAUGAAUGCUCUGUGGAAUGAGGAUCUGAUGUUCGUUGCUGCUGAACCAUUUGAUGAACAUCUGAUUCUAUCAGUUGAGGAUCGUGUUGCUUCCAAUAAAGGUGAGGCCCUGGGAGUGGUCAUUAUCCCAUUAAACACUGUUGAAAGGCGUGCAGAUGAUCGAUUUGUUCGAUCAAGAUGGUAUAACCUCCAAGAACCCGGUUCAGUUGAGAUCGAAGAGCCAAAGAGGAAACACAAGUUUUCCAGUAGGAUAAAUCUUCGUGUAUCACUAGAUGGAGGAUACCAUGUACUUGAUGAGUCAACUCAUUACAGUAGUGAUCUUCGACCGACAGCAAAGCAGCUUUGGAAGCCAUCAAUUGGUAUAUUAGAAUUAGGUAUCCUGAAUAUUGAUGCACUACACCCAUCAAAAACAAGAGAUGGGAAGGGUACAACAGACACAUAUUGUGUGGCAAAGUAUGGUCACAAGUGGGUGCGGACCAGGACAGUUAUUGACAGCUUAAACCCGAAGUUUAAUGAGCAAUACACUUGGGAAGUCUAUGAUCCAGCUACUGUUCUCACAGUUGGGGUUUUUGACAAUGGACAGCUUGGAGAAAAAGAUUCAAAUGGCAAAAGAGACAUGAAAAUUGGGAAGGUUCGUAUUCGGAUGUCAACACUUGAAACUGGUCGAGUAUACACGCACUCUUAUCCAUUGCUUGUCCUUCACCCGUCAGGUGUGAAGAAGAUGGGAGAAUUGCAUCUUGCUAUACGAUUUUCAUGUGCAUCGAUUGUCAACAUGAUGUUUCUGUACUCUAGACCCCUUUUACCAAAAAUGCAUUAUGUGAAACCAUUGUCUGUAGCACAGCAAGAUCUGCUGCGAUAUCAAGCUGUAAAUAUUGUGGCUGCACGGCUAAGCCGUGCAGAACCUCCUCUCAGGAAAGAAGUGGUUGAAUACAUGAGUGAUGCAGAUGCGCACCUCUGGAGCAUGAGGCGCAGCAAAGCAAACUUUUUCAGGCUGAUGUCCGUCUUCAAUGGAUUAUUCUCUGUUGGGAAAUGGUUCGGAGAUGUUUGCAUGUGGAAGAAUCCUAUCACGACAUCAUUAGUACAUGUUCUCUUCCUUAUGCUUGUCUGUUUUCCAGAAUUAAUCCUCCCAACAAUUUUUCUGUACAUGUGCCUAAUAGGGCUUUGGAACUAUCAGUACCGGCCGAGGUACCCUCCUCACAUGGACACAAGAAUUUCACAUGCUGUUUCAACUCACCCUGAUGAGCUUGAUGAGGAAUUUGACACAUUUCCUACGUCACGGAGUUCAGAACUUGUUAGGAUGAGGUAUGAUCGUCUGAGAAGUUUGGCCGGUCGAAUUCAGACAGUAGUAGGAGAUAUGGCCACCCAAGGGGAGCGAAUCCAGGCACUGCUGAGCUGGCGAGACCCACGUGCCACUAUACUAUUCAUUAUAUUCUGCCUGCUUGCUGCCAUUGUGCUGUAUUCUACACCUUUUCAGGUGUUUGCUGUCCUGUCUGGCUUUUAUGCAAUGCGGCAUCCCAGGUUCCGCCACAAAUUGCCAUCAGCACCCCUAAAUUUCUUCCGCCGACUUCCAGCUAAGACUGAUAGUAUGCUAUAGGUUGCUGGUGUUAUGUCGAAAGUUUUCUGUGAUACUUUCUGAAAUCUGAUUUUAGUCAUCGUCCUUGAGGAAAAUUUUGCCUUCCGGCCAUGGAGUUGAACAGAGCUCGGGGCCUGAAAAAUAAGACCUGGAAACCAAAGAAUGGUCUAAAGUUUGAUUUGUCUGUAUAUGUUGUGCAACAAGUUAGUUGCAUUCUCAGCACAUUUUGCAGCUUUGCCAAGGCUCUUGUAAUGUAAGAUGGAUUAGGCAAAGAUGCUGAGAACUGCAGUGUUUGUAUAUCAAAUUUGUACUGUUUAUUUUCUAUGAAGUGCAUACUGUCCUGUUGAUAGUAACAUCUUUUCCUUGGAUCUUGAUAUCAUUUGAGAUAA